UUGAUAUCAAACGGCGAAAUGGCGCAGGGCUCGCUUAUACAACAACGAGGUGAUGCAAGGGCUGAACGUUCAGGAGAGGUGAAGGACGUCUUUGAAUUGUUUUCAAAAGACAAAGACAAAAACCUUCUAAUGCCGGGAGAUUUACAGAUGGCUCUUCAGUGCGUCGGAAUAAAACAAAGCGACAGAGACAAUCUGGAGAAGAAACUGAAAGAAGAGAGCGGAGGCGACGACAAUCCGAUUCAGUACCGAACGUUUGACAUGCUAGUUGGUGAUAUGUUGGAGAGUGGCGCUCCUCAGCAGUCGGAGAUCAUCGAUGCUUUCAAAGUGUUCGAUCGUGAAGGCAAUGGCUACAUCAGUGCAGCGGAAAUAAAGCACUUGCUCGUCGGGCUGCCAGACGAUCUGGACGAAGUUGAGAGUCGAAUUCAGGACCAGUUUGUCGAUGGUGAUGGUCUGAUUAACUACCAGGAGUUCGUUCGUGCUAUCAAUGAGAUGGCAUCUAAUAAACAAUAAGCAUUGCUGACGACUGGUAUUGUAUAGGACAGCAGUCGUGCAACUUUAAAUUGAAUUGAAAUGAAAUCUAGAGGAAUCAAUUCUAUUGUUAUUGUAGAACAUAUAUUGUAAUCAUAGAUAUCAAUUGAGCCAAGCAGAUAGAUGGGUGCAGUAAGUUAUCUUAGCUAUUGAAACAAAUUGCUUGUUUGAAUCCAUAGGUGGUGACCAUGUGUUAUAGGAAAACCAUUGUCCUAGAUG
Messenger RNA from Corticium candelabrum, 747 nucleotides. RefSeq names its product calmodulin-A-like. Bases 19 to 510 code for a protein of 163 amino acids. Gene Ontology annotation, molecular function: calcium ion binding. The record is from RefSeq and is a predicted model, not a curated record. NCBI's taxonomy places the organism in Eukaryota, Metazoa, Porifera, Homoscleromorpha, Homosclerophorida, Plakinidae. The transcript is spliced from 5 exons. Gene Ontology annotation, cellular component: cytoplasm.